Messenger RNA from Parnassius apollo (apollo), 549 nucleotides. The record is from the annotation of a GenBank genome assembly. NCBI's taxonomy places the organism in Eukaryota, Metazoa, Arthropoda, Insecta, Lepidoptera, Papilionidae.
AUGUCGGCAGGGUCCUCUUGGACUCGGCAAGCGGCAUCCGCCGCUGGUGGAGUGCGCCCCAUGCGUUGGACAAGGGAUAUGAACGCAAACGCAUUGCGGGCGUACUAUAGGGCGAAAGGGGAAGAAACUGCGAGGAUAGCGUAUCGGGCUUGGAUGCAUUGCUUUUUUGCUGAGCUGGAGCCGUCUAUUCCCGUCACGGAACAAAACCUGGCAGACCAAGUUCGGUACAUCAUGCGCUCGAAAAUAUUCGAUGAUGCCGAGCUCGAACGACUACGACGUGAGGCCAUUCCCUCAUCGAAUAAAUUGGCUACGGCUGGGGAUGAGGCUCCUCAGGCGACAGACUACACUACACGCGUAGAAGCCGCCAUGGAUCUUCCAGUUGUGGUUGAUUCAGACGAUGAUGAAAUGGUCUCCCACGAACUAGAGCAAAUGAGGAAUAUACUGGAAGAGGCGAUUUUCGAAACGCGCACCAUGCCUCUCGAAAAUCAACCGCGACUUCCCCCGCAUACCCCUAAGCAAGCGAAAUCGGGCUGUCGUGAGGGCUCUUAA